Molecule: messenger RNA, 579 nt
Organism: Funneliformis caledonium
Lineage: Eukaryota; Fungi; Glomeromycota; Glomeromycetes; Glomerales; Glomeraceae
Source: the annotation of a GenBank genome assembly
AUGAAUCAAGACAAUUUGUACAACAAAUUCGUUCGAGAACUUGAAAAGUUAGGACAGAUGAAAAAGGAUUAUUUUGAUAACAAGCAAUUAUUUUACGUAAGAAUCAACAUGGAUGAUGAUAUCAAUCGGAGGACCGUAGUGAACGAUAUUGUACAAGCAAUUCAGAGCAAAGUAGAGAAGAACUUGUACAUCAAAUAUCAAAAUUCGCUCCGAUUUUACAACAUAAUGACCCAAUACAAAAAUAAAUACUAUGAUGAAAACAGUAAAAAAGUGACGCAAAGGUUAAUGGACGAUAUAGAACUAAAUCAUAGUUACCAAGUCAUUAAAAAGUCAAUCCGAAUCCAUCAUUUCUUCAAUUGCCCUAAAUUAAUUGGUAUAAAUGACGCAUUUAAAAACUGUCAAAUCUCCACCCGUGAAUUUUACCUUUUAUGUGAUAUGAAAUGGACAUUAUUCUCGAAGAAGUAUAAUUUCAAUGAUCAAUAUAAAGAGGAUUAUUCAUUUUGGAAAGUGAAAAGAAGGAAUUGGGAUAAUGAAAGUGAAGAAGAAAGUGAUAAAACGAUUUCCGAUUUAGGGGAAUGA